AUGGCCUCCGCAAACAUCAGCGAAAGCAUCCCGUUCUACGACGUGUUCGGCUAUUACGAAUGGACGCUCACGUUGGCCGAUCCGCGCACCAAAGGCUGGCCGAUGGUCGACUCCCCGAUGCCCACGUUCGUGUGCGUCUGUAUAUACCUCUUUCUCGUGUGGAUCGGGCCAAAAAUGAUGCGAGACCGGAAACCGUUCGAUCUGACGUCGCUACUUGUGCCAUACAACCUGGCGAUGGCCCUGCUCAAUCUGUAUAUCUGCCUGCAGCUGUUCGUCGGGUCGACCAUGCGCCGGUACAGUUACAUCUGUGAGCCCUGCCGGCAGAGUUUCAAUCCGGCCGAACUGCGAAUCGUCGACGCCGUUUGGUGGUACUAUUUCUCCAAGGUGCUGGAGUUCUCCGAUACAUUCUUCUUCAUUCUGCGCAAAAAGGACAACCAGCUGACGUUCCUACACGUGUACCAUCACAGCACGAUGUUUUCCUUCUGGUGGAUCGGGGUCAAAUGGGUUCCCAGCGGAAGCACGUUCCUUCCGGCGAUGGUCAACUCCUUCAUCCAUGUGCUGAUGUACACAUACUACGGUCUGGCCGCGCUCGGGCCGCACAUGAACAAGUAUCUCUGGUGGAAGAAGUACCUCACGAUUCUGCAGUUGAUCCAGUUCACCGUCGCCAUGAUCCUCGGCAUCAACGGUAUCAUCACCGGGUGCGAGUUUCCACUCUGGAUGCACUACACCCUGAUCGGGUACAUGAUCUCGUUCAUCGUGCUGUUCGGCAACUUCUACGCCCAGGCGUACCUGCAGGGCCGACCGAUCCAGCAGUUCGAGAUCAACUGCAUCGACAUGGGUGCGAUCAAAAAGGACAACUGA
This is a messenger RNA of Anopheles coustani, 861 nucleotides long. Its product is annotated as elongation of very long chain fatty acids protein 4-like. Gene Ontology annotation, cellular component: endoplasmic reticulum membrane. The coding region runs from base 1 to 861 and encodes 286 amino acids. Gene Ontology annotation, molecular function: fatty acid elongase activity. The record is from RefSeq and is a predicted model, not a curated record. The transcript is spliced from 5 exons. Gene Ontology annotation, biological process: very long-chain fatty acid biosynthetic process; fatty acid elongation, saturated fatty acid; sphingolipid biosynthetic process. NCBI's taxonomy places the organism in Eukaryota, Metazoa, Arthropoda, Insecta, Diptera, Culicidae.